AUUGAAGUCUAGUUAGCUAUAAGAAUGUCUUGUUAAACCCAUAAAAUAAGGCAUGUCUACACGGAAUAUUUUCUCAACUGAUGUUGGGCUGUACGAACACACAAUUAUGAGCUGUUUUUCAUAAAUGCAUCCUAAAUUGAUGCUUUACUCCCACAAUAUUUAGCAUGCAUGAUUGUUUUGACAAUCUCACAGCAACAUUUGCAAGUGGGCGCCUUGCUAUAUUUAGUGGAUGCUUUGUCCAUUUUAAAACAUUCGCCUUCCUUUUCUUUACUUUUAAUUCAAGAUGGUUCAAUUUACCCAUAUUCUCUAUAUUGGUUUAGCUAUUGCCACUAGUGCUCAAGCAGCUGCUAUCAGUCGACUUGCUUCUGCUGUUUCUUCUUCUUCUUCUUCUUCUUCUGUUAUUGCCGAUAUUGAACCUGCUGAAUAUCAACAACUUGUGAGUUGUCGACUUAUGCCUGUCUGCUAUUCCAAAUCUACUGUUUUUAUUCAAGAUCCUUGUAGAGCAGAAUUUGGUACUGGAUGGGCAAGAGUUUUUGAUCUUCCUUGUCUUACAAACCCUGUCAAUGUUCAAUACCUUUGCUGCAAAUCCUGAUUUGUUAGAAAUAAAGAAUUGUUUUAUACAAUCUAGUGCUUAGAGUUGUAAACUGUGCAUUUACAGUGAUUGGAG
Gilbertella persicaria is the source of this 667-nucleotide messenger RNA. RefSeq lists its product as uncharacterized. The coding region runs from base 284 to 592 and encodes 102 amino acids. The record is from RefSeq and is a predicted model, not a curated record. Lineage: Eukaryota; Fungi; Mucoromycota; Mucoromycetes; Mucorales; Choanephoraceae. The transcript has 2 exons.